Molecule: messenger RNA, 2293 nt
Organism: Diabrotica balteata
Lineage: Eukaryota; Metazoa; Arthropoda; Insecta; Coleoptera; Chrysomelidae
Source: the annotation of a GenBank genome assembly
UUCUAAUUGAAAAGUAUGCAGAAACUAUAAAAGCUUAUUUAAUCGCAUUUAAUCUAAAUAUAUUCUAUAUUAUACAAUUAAAAUGACCACGUUGGAAAAUUCAAAAUUUGAAGAAUUAUGUAGAUUAUGUGCAACUAAAACAGAAGUAUUUUUAGCUAUAAAUAUAUUUGAAAAUGAAGGUAUAAUUCGACAAGUAAGCAAAAAAAUUGACUCGUGUCUUCCAGUGCAGGUCCAUGAAACAGAUGAGCUUCCAAAGAUGAUCUGUGAGACCUGUCUGUAUAAAUUAGAAUUAUUUACUGAUUUUCGAGAACGUUCUGCUCGCACGGAAAAACUUUUAAUAGAAUUGUACAAGGAACUCUCAAAUUGUAUUCAAAAUGGUCAAACAUGUCUGGUACCAAUUCACACAAGUGAACUGAUAAUGGUACAGCAACAUCUACAAAAUGUUUCAGAUAUAUCUUUACCCUCACUGUCACAAAGUCAAGAUAUAAUUAUGACACCAGACAUGAAUUCUCAUUCUUUAGAGAAUAUUGUAACUAGUAGUUUAAGUAAUACUGAUUUUUCUAAUCAAACUUUUAGUACACAACAGGAGCCUGUUGUUGUAGAUUCCAGUUCAGGAAGUAAGUUUGAAGAUAAUUUAAGUCUGAUACAACAACAUCAAUUGUUGACUGAACAAUUUAGGCUACAGCAAGAUUUACAACUAGAUAAUGAAAAUAUUCCUCUAUUAAAUGAUUUAAAAGACUCAUCGAACCAUUCAACUCAUCGAUUUGAUUUUCAAGUAAAAUUAGAAGAACAAAAUAUCUGCAGGUUGCAAUUUGAAAGUCAUAAGCUGUCGCUAAACCAAAUAUCAUCCAAGUUAGAUUUGGAAACAUUCAAACAAGAUGAUAGUUCCAGCAAUAGCAACAGCCUCAGUUCCUCACAUUUAGAGAAAGGACUGGAAGAGAUUGGUCAAGAAAAUCCAUUGAACCAAAAAGAUAUGUUUGAUCUGACCUCUGGAAGUAGUGAUCCAAUGAUGAGUCUUGAAAAUGAAGAAGGAUAUUAUUGUAACGUUUGUGGCAAAAUUUUUGAUCAAAGAGAUCAAUUAGAUCUGCACUGCCUAGAUCAUUAUCAUAAAUGCGUAGUAUGUAAGACUGUUUUUUCUAGUGUACAGGAACUCAGCAGCCAUAAAAAGACUUGUAAUGUGGAUAAAAAAUGUGAUAAAUCAUCUGAAAUAUUGAAAGCUGAAUGUGAAUGGAGUAGUGAGGAGAGUGAAAAUUAUGAAUUAAAUCCGAUAAAAAAUGAGCCAGAAGAAUCUGGAAGUCACAACACAUCUAGUAAUAGAAGCAAUGGCAUCGUUGUUAGUAAUGAAGCAAAGAAAUUACCAAAAUCUAAAUUGGUAGCUAAGAUCUGUACUGAAUGUGGAAAAACGUACAAAACUAACUACAAAUUAGCUGAACACAUGAGGAAACACACUGGAGAAAAACCAUUUAAAUGCAGAUCAUGUGAUAAAACAUUCAGAUCAAGAAUCGGUCUAGCGCAACAUGAGGCUAAACAUACAGGGCAAUACGAAUUUUCCUGUCCGACUUGCGGUAAAGGGUUCCAAUGUAAAAGUUAUUUAAUGGUACACCAAAGGGUCCAUUCGAACGUUAAACCUUACCCUUGUACGACAUGUGGUCAAAAUUUUAAGACUAAGCAAUCGCUGCUAGACCAUACCAAUAGGCAUUUAGGAGUUAAACCUUUUAUCUGUGAUAUUUGUGGACGAGGGUUUAUUACUAAAGGUCUUUGUCGAGCACACAGAAAAAUACAUUCCGGUCAGGACAACCGCAAAUACUCCUGUCAUGUCUGCGACAAAAUGUUCGUCUCCAAGAGUUAUUUGCAGACUCAUCAGCGUAUUCAUACUGGUGAAAAACCAUUCAUGUGCGAGGUAUGCGGGAAGGGAUUCCUUACAGGAGUGGAUUUAAAAAUUCAUUUUACGAUGCAUUCGGGAGAGAAAUCAUACGUAUGUGAAAUGUGUGGAAAAGCGUUUGCAAGGAGAGAUGCAUUACGUUGUCAUAGGCGGUCUCACACUGGUGAAAGGCCCUAUAGCUGUGACUUAUGCGGUCAAACCUUCACACAAUUCACUCCCAUGGUGAUCCACAAGCGACUGCAUACUGGAGAAAGACCUUAUAUGUGUGAAACGUGCGGAAAAGGUUUUGUUUCGAGGUCUACGAUGAUGUCCCAUGCCAAAAAACACGUGUGAUAAUAAAAUAGUACUAAUGAAGGUACUAUGAAGACUGCUUAUUGUAUUUAUAUAUAUUUAAGUUAUUUAUAAAACUGC